CGCAGCGGAUCUCUGGGGCUAAAGCAACUCUUCCCACCCCCGCGCCGAGGCAGCCCCCCCCGCCGCCCGCAGCAUGCCGAGGAGGAAGCAGCAGGCGCCCCGGCGCGCAGCAGCCUAUGUUUCAGAUGAACUAAAAGCAGCAGCACUGGUGGAAGAAGAUGUGGAAGCUGAUGAAAACACAGCUGAUGGAGAGCCUUCUGCAAAAUAUGCAUGUCCAGAAAAAGACUUCAGUAAGAACUGCCAAAGCUACCAAAACUCUCCAGCAGCUGAAUUUUCAAGCCAUGAAAUGGACAGUGAAUCACAUAUCAGUGAGACGAGUGACCGCAUGGCAGACUUUGAGAGCAGUUCUAUUAAAAAUGAAGAAGAGAGCAAGGAGGUUUCAAUACCACUUGAAGACUCUACCGUAUCUGAUAGCUUAGAACAAAUGAAAGCUGUAUAUAACAACUUCCUCUCCAAUUCCUACUGGUCCAAUCUCAAUUUGAAUCUUCACCAGCCAAUUUCAGAAAAAAACAAUGGCAGCAGCAGCAGUAGCAGCAGCAGCAGCAGCAGUUGUGGAAGUGGCAGCUUUGACUGGCACCAGACCGCAAUGGCUAAAACACUGCAGCAAGUUUCUCAGAGCAGAAUUCUUCCUGAACCAAGCCUUUUUAGCACAGUUCAAUUGUACAGACAAAGCAGUAAGCUUUAUGGCUCUAUAUUUACUGGAGCCAGUAAAUUCCGCUGUAAAGACUGCAGUGCUGCCUAUGAUACUUUAGUAGAAUUAACAGUGCACAUGAAUGAAACGGGACAUUAUCGAGAUGACAACCAUGAAACUGAUAACAAUAACCCUAAAAGAUGGUCCAAACCUCGUAAACGUUCUUUGCUUGAAAUGGAAGGGAAAGAAGAUGCGCAGAAAGUAUUAAAGUGUAUGUACUGUGGUCAUUCAUUUGAAUCUCUUCAGGAUUUGAGUGUUCAUAUGAUCAAAACAAAACACUACCAAAAAGUGCCUCUGAAGGAACCUGUUACACCUGUAGCAGCUAAAAUUAUCCCAGCUACUAGAAAGAAAGCAUCACUAGAGCUUGAACUUCCAAGUUCCCCAGAUUCCACAGGUGGGACACCAAAAGCACCUGUCUCAGACACCAACGAUGCACUUCAAAAGAAUUCCAAUCCUUACAUUACACCAAAUAAUCGCUAUGGUCACCAGAACGGUGCCAGCUAUGCCUGGCACUUUGAAGCGAGGAAAUCUCAAAUUCUGAAGUGCAUGGAAUGUGGAAGUUCUCAUGACACUCUGCAGGAACUCACUGCCCACAUGAUGGUGACGGGACAUUUUAUUAAAGUCACCAACUCUGCCAUGAAAAAAGGGAAGCCUAUUAUAGAAGCCCCAGCAACGCCUACAGUAACAUCCUUAGUAGAUGAGAAAGUCCAGUCUGUGCCACUAGCUGCCACCACUUUCACAUCUCCUUCCAAUACGCCUUCUAGUGUUUCCCCUAAAUUAAAUGUUGAAAUAAAAAAAGAAGUAGAUAAAGAAAGAAGCAUUGCUGAUGACAAAAUGAAGGAGAAAGAAAAGUCAAGUGAGGAUGAGGAGAAGUAUGAUAUCUCUUCGAAAUACCAUUACUUGACUGAAAACGACCUAGAAGAAAGCCCUAAAGGGGGACUGGACAUAUUGAAGUCUUUAGAAAACACAGUUACAUCAGCUAUAAAUAAAGCCCAGAAUGGCACCCCGAGCUGGGGUGGCUACCCUAGCAUUCAUGCUGCUUAUCAGCUGCCUAAUAUGAUGAAGCUGUCAUUGGGUUCAUCUGGGAAGAGUGCACCGUUAAAGCCCAUGUUUGGAAACAGUGAACUAGUAUCGCCAUCUAAAAGCCAGCCCUUGGUAUCUCCACCAAGCAGCCAGACCUCACCUGUGCCAAAAACGAAUUUUCACGCCAUGGAAGAAUUAGUAAAGAAAGUCACUGAGAAGGUGGCUAAAGUAGAGGAAAAAAUGAAGGAGCCCGAAGGGAAGCUUUCUCCAAUGAAGCGUGCAACACCUUCACCGUGCAGUAGUGAAGUCAGUGAACCUCUCAAAAUGGAGGCCUCCAAUGAUGGUGGCUUUAAAAGCCAACAAAACAGCCCAGUCCCUCAAAGAGAUGUUUGCAAGGACAGUCCAACUGUAGAACCUGUGGAAAAUGGGAAAGAGCCUGCUAAGUCAAUUGUAGGUUCUUUAAGCAGCAGCACGGCUAUCAUUACUGAUCACCCUCCUGAGCAGCCAUUUGUAAACCCAUUAAGUGCACUGCAGUCUGUCAUGAAUAUUCAUCUUGGGAAGGCAGCAAAGCCAUCUUUGCCCGCGUUGGAUCCAAUGAGCAUGCUUUUUAAAAUGAGCAACAGUUUGGCAGAAAAGGCUGCAGUGGCCACCCCACCUCUCCAGUCCAAAAAAACAGACCACUUAGACCGUUAUUUUUAUCAUGUCAACAAUGACCAACCCAUAGAUUUGACGAAAGGCAAGAGUGACAAAAGCUGCUCUUUGGGUUCAGCGCUUUUGUCAUCCACAUCGACAUCUUCUGCAUCUUCUUCAUCUACAGUGACAACAGCAAAGACAUCUGCAGUCGUGUCAUUCAUGUCAAACUCGCCGCUACGCGAGAAUGCCUUGUCAGAUAUAUCUGAUAUGCUGAAGAACCUGACAGAAAGUCACACAUCAAAAUCUUCCACACCUUCCAGCAUAUCUGAGAAAUCUGACAUUGAUGGUACCACAAUAGAGGAACCAGAAGAGAGUACACCAGCUCAGAAAAGGAAGGGACGUCAGUCUAACUGGAACCCUCAGCACUUGCUCAUCUUGCAGGCCCAGUUUGCAGCCAGUUUACGGCAGACUUCAGAGGGGAAAUACAUAAUGUCAGACUUAAGCCCUCAAGAAAGAAUGCACAUUUCCAGGUUUACGGGACUUUCAAUGACCACCAUUAGCCAUUGGCUAGCCAAUGUGAAAUACCAGCUCCGAAGGACGGGAGGAACUAAGUUCCUUAAAAAUUUGGACACUGGGCAUCCAGUGUUCUUUUGUAAUGAUUGCGCUUCACAGAUCAGAACUCCUUCAACUUAUAUCAGUCAUCUUGAAUCGCAUCUGGGUUUCAGGUUAAGGGACUUGUCCAAACUGUCCAGUGAACAGAUUAACAAUCAGAUAGCACAAGCAAAGUCACCGUCUGAAAAGCUGGUGACAUCCUCUCCAGAGGAAGAUAUCGGAACUUCUUACCAGUGCAAACUUUGUAACAGGACUUUUGCAAGCAAGCAUGCUGUUAAACUUCAUCUUAGUAAAACACAUGGGAAGUCACCAGAGGAUCAUCUUCUGUAUGUUUCAGAGUUAGAGAAGCAGUAGCAUUUGCUUUUGAUUAAAAUAACUGUAAUUUGCUUUGAGGAAAACUGUCAAAGACGCCUUAAAGCUACUGUUUAAUUCUUGGCACAUGUUCUUAUUUUAACUCCAGAGUCGCUCUGGGCUGAACUGUUUUGUAUAACUGUACAGUGUUUAGAGGUGCAUAAUCAGCUGUUGUUACUGGUAAAAUAUGAAGGUUAAAAUGCAGUGGUAAGUGUUUGGAACUUUGUGUAAAUUGGAUUUAGUUGCUAUGCAUCCCUCUGAUGCAUCAAGCUGCAUGCAUUAACAGACAGUUUAAUUAAGCAUUUAUAACUGAUUCUGGUGCACUUUUUUCAUGUGACCUAAGUGUGCUGGUAUUUCUCACCCUGUAAUCUUUAGCCCUCUGAGUACUUUGAAGCACUUUUGCAUUAAUUUGGUAAAAAUGUAUGGAUAUGGUUUUUUUUAAACCCUUACCAGCUUAGUUCUGAUUACAAAUAUGAACCUCCAUUUAUGCAGAGGUGUCUCACACCUUGAAAUUUAAAAAUAUGAUUUUCACAUUGAAACAUAGAUGUAUAUAUUGUAUAGAUAUUUCAAAAUCUCUUAUGGAAAAUGUGAUUGUGGUUAACGCCAUUUUCUUUUUCUUCAGCAUUUUUAGCAACAGUGUUUUUUGUACCUGAUAACCCCAGGUAUGAACUGCUAUAUAUAGUGUAAAUUUCAUUUUUUAGGCCUAACGGUUUUCCUUUUAACAUCCAAACGUUGUAAAUUGUAUGAUGAAAGAUACCACAGAUAGCAUUUAUAAAGUAUUCAGAAACAUUAUUCUUAAAGCAAAGUAUGUGUUGUUUUGUUUUGCUAUACAGUACAUCUAUAUUAAUAGAGGUUCAUGUUUAAAUUAUACAUAUUUAUUAGUGUUGCUAUCAUUUAUUUGUUUGUUUUUUUUGUUCUUUUUUUAAACCGUCUAAAGAAACAGAAGCCACGGACUGCAUUCCUGGCAUGCAUUAUAACUGUUUUGCACAACGUGACUUUUAAAGGUAUUUAUUAGUAAAAAAAAGUAAUAAAAGAAAAUAAAAAGAGAAAAUUCAAAAUAAACUCAGUGCUCAAAGGGUUAAAUCUAUUUGAAAAACUUGUACUGUAUUUCCUAAACAUUGAUAAAGCCUUUAAAAUGUUUGUACUGUAAUACUUUGCUUAAAAGUUAUGAGGCAUUCUGUGAUAUAACCUCUUUUACUUAUUUAUAAGCGCUCUUGGUUGUUAUUUCCUAUUGUAGAAUGCCUUUUUAUUUCAAUUGGUAACUUUCUGUUUUGUUCUGCCUAAUUAUUCUCCCAAGAUUCCAUACUGCAGCUUUAUCUUUAGGCAUAUGAAAGGUAACCCGUGGUUACCAGCACACUAAGUGAUUCUGUUCGUCUCCAUUUUUGGCAGUUAAUUUGCAGAAGUAACUGACAGCUGACACCAUAUGAGAAUCUAUGUAUAAAAUAUUGGCAUGUAAACAGCACAGACACUGUAACGCACUCUGUGCCCUGUUUUGUUGUUGACAAUGAAGCACCAUUAUAUGACUCUUCAUAUAACCUUUUUUUCUACAGCAGCAUUAAAAUUGUCUUUUUGCUAUAAUUUUGUGUUGCGUUCACAAUUAUGUCUGAAAUGUGCUACGACUAACGAGCACAUUAAAAUUAAAUUGUAUGCUA
Molecule: messenger RNA, 4962 nt
Organism: Lagopus muta (rock ptarmigan)
Lineage: Eukaryota; Metazoa; Chordata; Aves; Galliformes; Phasianidae
Gene: TSHZ3
Product: teashirt zinc finger homeobox 3
Exons: 2
Coding region: 74-3313 (1079 amino acids)
Biological process (GO): regulation of transcription by RNA polymerase II
Cellular component (GO): nucleus
Molecular function (GO): DNA binding; DNA-binding transcription factor activity, RNA polymerase II-specific
Source: RefSeq, a predicted model, not a curated record